This is a messenger RNA of Rhopalosiphum padi (bird cherry-oat aphid), 1891 nucleotides long. RefSeq names its product monoacylglycerol/Diacylglycerol O-acyltransferase. Gene Ontology annotation, molecular function: acyltransferase activity. Lineage: Eukaryota; Metazoa; Arthropoda; Insecta; Hemiptera; Aphididae. Gene Ontology annotation, cellular component: membrane. Bases 738 to 1709 code for a protein of 323 amino acids. The transcript has 8 exons. The record is from RefSeq and is a predicted model, not a curated record.
UUAUCAAGACAAACUGUUCUCAUUGAGGGCAAAGUAAGCGCAGAAGCGUCGAAGACGAACGUACCCGUCGCAGUUACGCGCGUAGUACGUGUACGACGCAACGCUAUCUCACCUGUUUUUAGUAGGUAUAUAGUUGUUUUGUCCAGUUGUAAAAUUUAUCGUAAUACUUCAAAGACGACUUUCACCCCUACCCAAUUUCUUCAUCGCCUUAUCAGCGUGAUCGUGCGUAGUGCGCUCUUCGGUGUGCACUCGGUCGACGGUCGUUCGUUAUCUACUUGGUUGUUGUAUUCGUAUUUCGUUUGCUGAUUGCCGUUGCCACUUGCCACUCGUGAGCGACUGUCUGGUCCUCUACCCUCGUCAGUCGACAUUUCAGUGGCAUCGUACUCGUAACGUGCGACGCCGCCGGAAAACAAUAAUCGUGUCGUCGCAACAAUAAAUCCGUUUUCGGCGGCGGUGGUGAUCGAAGAAGAAUGAAACAAAAGUAAGCAGAAUAGCAGAAAACAAAAAAAAAAUCUUCUGUAAAAAAACUUGUCGACGGACGCACUUUUGAUACCGUUUCACGAAUUUGAUUGCGACGGAGUUCCGUUGUUGCUCCGUCAGCGCAUUUGUAUACAUGUCUAGCGCUAAACACGGCGUGAGGUGCGACCCAUAAACCCUCUACCAUACACGUACGCACUGUACAAAUCAUAGCACCGAACUGUUCUACUUGGUAUCUUUCACUUGACGGCAAGUAAACGAUGUUGACGCUGUUCAGCAACGCCUACAACUACACUGCUUCAAUUACGGUCGGCUACAUUGGGGUGGAUGUUGAUUUGUGGCUUUGGAUGACAUGGCUGCUUUGGCCACUCAUUGUGACGUUCCUGUUGCCACUCACCAUCGUACUAUUAUUUUACAUAACUGGUGUUAUACUCUACGUCUAUAGACUUCACAGGGAAAGACUUAUAAAUGCAUAUGAAAAUAAUUUUUGGGAUGGUGCAUUGAAAACUGUAGCUGCAUUAUGGGAUGCCCAUGGUUGGAUUUGGCAUGGAUAUGAAGUAAAUGGCCUUGAAAAUGUGCCUAUUGAUAGUCCCGCUUUGUUAGUAUAUUAUCAUGGCGCUAUUCCUAUAGAUCUAUAUUACAUGAUUUCUAGAAUAUAUUUGAUCAAGGCAAAAUUAGUUCAUACUGUAGCUGAUCAUUUUCUGUUUAAAUUACCAGGCUGGUCAAUAAUAUCUGAACCAUUAAAAGUUAUACCUGGUACAGUACAAACUUGUUCAGACAUACUAAAAGAAAACAAUCUUUUAGCAAUCUCGCCUGGUGGUGUUUAUGAAGCUCAAUUUGGUGACAGGUAUUACAGACUUAUGUGGAAAAAGCGAUUUGGUUUUGCUAAAGUAGCUAUAGAUGCUAAAGUACCUAUUAUACCAAUAUUCACACAAAAUAUUCGUGAAGCUUUUCGUUGUAUUGGUAUUGGUCGUCGAUUCUGGUUGCGCAUAUAUUUAUGGACCAGGUUGCCUAUAGUACCAAUAUAUGGAGGGUUUCCCGUCAAACUAAGAACUCAUAUUGGUAAACCAAUUCCAUAUGAUCCAGAUUUAUCAGCCGAAGACUUACAAAAAAAGGUGGCAAGUGCAAUUGAAGAAUUAAUAUGUCAACAUCAAAAAGUGCCUGGUAAUAUACUAAGGGCUCUCUGUGAACGUGUUUAUAACCCUUUAAGCUGUAGUAAGAAGAAAACAUGACAUUACGCUUUACUUACCAAUGAUGGGAAAGUUUAAACUAAUUAUCUCGGUAUUUAGACUGUGUUGUGGUACAUUGUAAUGUAUAAAAAAAAAAAUGUAACUGACUUCUUUAUAGCAUAAUUUAAUUGAUGAGAUCUUAAUUUAUUUUAAGUAUUUAUAAAUAAUAUAUUAUAUUAUAUAAA